Messenger RNA from Rhagoletis zephyria (snowberry fruit fly), 744 nucleotides. The record is from RefSeq and is a predicted model, not a curated record. NCBI's taxonomy places the organism in Eukaryota, Metazoa, Arthropoda, Insecta, Diptera, Tephritidae.
AUGAUGAUGUUGGAUGCUAAGCACGGCACUGCUAAUGCCAUCUUCUUUCUCAACUCCAAUGCUAUGGAGUACACCCUGACGCCUGACCCGCUACUCUCCUACAAGACUUCCGGUGGCAUUCUUGACUUUUUCAUCUUUAUCGGCAAGAACCCUGAAGACGUUGUUCAGCAGUACCUUUCCCUCAUUGGCCUGCCCAUGAUGCCGCCCUUUUGGGGCUUGGGCUUUCAACUGUCUCGCUACGGCUACCGGGACACUGCUCAGGUGAAGCGCGUCAUUGAUCGCAAUUUGAGAGCCAAGAUACCGGUUGACGUGCACUACGUCGACAUUGACUACAUGAACGUCUUUGAGGAUUUUACAUACGAUCACAAAAACUUUUCCCAGCUUCCAGCGCUGAUUAAGCAAACUCGGAAAGACAUGGAUCUAAAGUGGGUCUUCAUUGUUGACGUGGCAAUUCAGGCAAACAACAAGUCUUAUCAGACUUUUACCGAGGGCUACAAAGAUGAUCUUUAUGUAGUUUGGGAUAAAAGCAUUCCUUCGGCUAGCCGCGGCAAUCCCACUGAUGCGCCAAAUGAUAAAGAUGUUUUCUAUGGUCGAGUAUGGCCUCGUGGUCCAAGCUCUUUUCCGGACUUUUUCAAAAAUGGAACCAUCGCCUGGUGGGAGAAGCAUCUGCGAGAGUUUCACAACGAACUCGACUACGAUGGCAUUUGGAUUGACAUGAACGAGGUGACAUUUUUGACUUGUUUG